Apis laboriosa (Himalayan honeybee) is the source of this 5036-nucleotide messenger RNA. RefSeq lists its product as uncharacterized. The transcript has 11 exons. Lineage: Eukaryota; Metazoa; Arthropoda; Insecta; Hymenoptera; Apidae. Bases 134 to 4930 code for a protein of 1598 amino acids. The record is from RefSeq and is a predicted model, not a curated record.
CAAAUAUUGAUAAUUUUUAUUGAUUUAAAUUUAAUUAUAUAGAUGAUGAUCUUGAAAUUUCUAACGAUUUAAAGUGAACAGUUAUAAAAUCUCUAAUUUACUUGGAUAACAAAUAAUUUUAUUUGAAUAAAAUAUGUCCAUUAAUGUUACUGUUAAUGGAAAUCGUUUAAAUAUACAUAGAGGAAGAAUGGUAUUAUCUGAUUUAGAUCAAAUUAAGAAAAAUGAACGAGAUCGACGGCGAAGGUUACGUUUGGAACAGGUACGACAACAAUCAAAAGAAAUAUCAGAUAGACUUUUGAAACGUACAAAAUGCAUAGCUAAGGAAGAACUUAAAAAGCUUGAAAAUAAUGACAAGUUAAGUUUGAAGCAAAUAUAUAAUGGAAAAAUCAUGGAAGUUCAACAAAAAUAUCAAGAAGACAUGGCAGAUAUUGGUCAAGCACAUACAUCUGCUGCAUUAGAACCUGAUUAUGAUGCAUUAAUUAAAGAAAAACAAAGGAAAAAUAAAAUAGCAGCAUUAAAAAGAGGAAAAGAAGCAAGAAAGCAAAUUAAAAAUACUCAACAGAAGGAGACUAUGCAACAGCAACAUCAUGAACGAUUACAACAUGUAAGAGAGGUAGAAAAUCUCAGAUCUAAAAUGAUAGCAAACAUUUGUAAGAAAACAGGGUCUGAAGAGGAUACUGUAUGUGUUACUGUUCAGAAUAAAACUGAUGAAGAAAAUAAACAGCAGAAACUUGCCAAAAAAAAGACAAAAAAAUUUUCUAAAAAAUUACCUGAGAAUGUUGCAGAAACUCAUAUAAAAAUUGUAGGAAAUGAUUUUAAAACACAUUCUCCAAUUUUGAAGCCAAAAAUAAGAACAUCAGAAAUAAUUUCAGAAAAUGAUUCUGUAGUUCUACAACAACAAUCUAUUCUUAAUUCGAUUACAGAACUAUCAUCUAAACAAUAUGUAAUUGAAUCUGAUAAUAAAAAUUUUGAGAAAGAAAAUAUUCUGACAAAAGUAGAUAAAACAAGAUAUAAUCCGGAUGAUUACAUACAAACAACUUCAGAGUCUAUUACUAGUGACAGUUCCAGUUCGUUUAGUGAUGAUUCAUCAUAUUUUUCUGAUAGUGGUGAACAAAAUAUAAGUAAAGAAAUAAAAACAACAAAAUAUAUAAAAUGUCCAGCUAAUGAUAAAGUACAAUUAUAUGAUCAUAAUAAACGUUUUAAUAAUGUAUAUGAUCAACCAGUUGGUGUUGUUGAAAAAAUAUCUACAUGGAAUGAGCCAAGUGCAAUGGAUUUGGCUCAAGAAAUAGAACAAGCACAAACUGUUCAGCAAAAUUUAUUAGAAAAUCGUAAACAUAAUGCGAAAAAACGCGGAGAAAAUGCAGCAUUAAGAGAAAAAAUACGUCGGGAUUAUCAGAUACUUAUGCAAAAUCUAGAUCAACUUGCAGGUGAAGAACGUAAAUUAAAAGCUAGUCAAAUCGAACAUUAUCCGAAAGAUGUAUAUAUACAAGAAGAACGAAGAAAACUUUUAAGAAACCAACAUAAAAAAAAUCUAAAUCGUGCAUUAAAAACAUUAUUAAGUGAAGAAUCUUUAAAUGAAGAACAAUGUAUAUCACAUCCUCUAGAAAGGCAAAUUACACUUACACCAAGAAAAUAUGAAAAAAAUAUAGAUGAUUAUACUGAUUGGAAAGAGUCUUGUUGCUUUAAUCAACAUACAAAAACCAGCAAAAUUUUACAAAAUAAAUGUAAAGAGAGUGAAACUUCACGCGAAGAACAAAUAUUAGAUAUGUUAAAAAAAGUUGAAAAACAAAAACGAUUAUUAUUACAAGAAUUUGGAGCAAAUUUACCAAACGAUAUUUUUAAUGCGUCUAUAAAAAGUUUGUUCGAAAAAGAUAAAUCAGUUCAAACUCAAUUACCUGUUCAAGAUGUAUGUAUUCAAAAAUCUUUAUCGCCAGAAAUCAAAGUAAUAAAUGCAUCUUAUGAUGAAGAUAUUAAAGAUAAAACUGAAGAAAAAAAAGAAUUAUCUGUGAAAAAAGUAGAAAUUGCUGUACAAACAGCAACAAUAGAUAGAGAUAAUAUAGUUCAAGAUAAAAGCACACAAGUACAAUUGAUAUCACAAAAAGAAAAUGAAUCUGUUUUUGUUAAUGAUGAAAUUAAGACGAUUACAAAACAUUAUCCAAUUGAACCACGAAUUACAAUUAUUAGACAUGAAAUGGACAGUAAUAAUUCAACAAGUUCUGAGACAAUAAAUGCAGUUACUGAUGUUGAUGAAAGUAAUAAUCAAAGUCCGAAAGUAAUAUUGAAAAAGAAAAAAUUUAAUACAAAGAUAUUAAAGCAAACUCCACCAAAAAUGUUUCAUAAAUCAUGCUCAACUCGUACAAAUAAAACUUCGUCUCCUGUAAAGAAAUAUUCAAAAUUUUUGUCAAGAUCACAGUAUAGCAGUCAAAGAAAAAGUUUAUGUACAGAAGACAUGCCUAAUAAAAAAAUUAAAAUGUAUGUAGAUAAAAAUGGAUUUAAUAUUAAAGUAAAGCCACCUCAAAUUACAGACAUUACUGUAGAUGUAAAUUCGCAAAGUACUCAAGUUUAUUCAACAAAGUCUAAAGAAGAAGCUGUGAGUAAACAACAAUGGGUUCAAUCCACAUCGAAAAGAAUUAAAAUGAAAGAUAUUUCGGAUACAUCAACAUCUUUUGCUAGUCUACCAUCAGUAAAACCCAAAGAAAUAUUCGAAGCUUUACAUAAUAAUAUUUCUAUUCUUGAAAUGUUAGAUUCUUCAGCAAAUGAAAGUAUAAGACGUUUAAGAAAAGAUAUUAGUCCAGUAUCAACACCAGAUACCCCAUCACCUCGUACUAUGAUGAUGCCUUCAAAUAUACCUCACUUAGAUAGAAUUAAAAAAUUGCUUAAAUAUUCUACAGAUUCUCAAACGAAUAAUAAUGAUACAUUUUCUAAAAACGAUAAUUCAACAUCAAUAGAUUCAUCUGAAUAUCAGCAAAAUGAUUGUUUAUCAUCAAAAAAUAAUGAUGUAGAUUUGAAAAUUCCAAUUUCACUAGAAUUUUGUUUAUGUGAUAAUUCAGAAUGUAAACAAACGCAUGCUAAAUUCGAUGAAAUUCGUAAUUAUGCAUUAAAAAAUUGCCCUCAAAUAUUACAAAAGUAUGAAGAUCUUCAAACUACAUGUGCAGAAAGAAUAAUUUCUUUAACGAAUCUUAUUGAAAAAGUUCGAAAUGAGCAAAAAGGUAUGGAACUUUUUUCUUUAAUUGAUCCAAGUGAUGAAACGAGUUUGAUGCAAUUACCUGAUCCUCAACCAAUGACUAAUGAUUUACAAAAUGUGCAUAGACUUGUAGAAAAUAUAGAAGCAAUUCAUGAUCAACUUGUAAAAACACUGAUUGAAUCUCAAAAGAUUAUUAAAAGUAAGAUCAUCAAAGAGGAAAUUGAUCAAAUAAAAGAAAUAGGAAUAGUAUCUUGUGAUGAUAAUGCAAAAGAUAAAAAAGAACUAGAAGAAAUCAAAAUUAAGCCAAAAAUUCUAAGUGACGAAAAAGUGAACAUUCAAUUGAAUAGAUUUAAAAUACAAAAAUCAACAUUCCAAGCAUCAACAUCGACACCAAAACAUAACACUUGGCUUACACCAAAACAAUAUGAAGAAGAAAUGAUAGAAAAAUUAUCAAAAGAAAUUUUAGAACAAAGCAAAGGAUUCAAUGAUAAUGUGAUAUCACAGAAAGAAAUUUAUGAUUCAGCUUUGAAACAUUCUAUUCAAACUUCAACAGAUAAUGAUGAUUUUAAAAAUGAGACACAAAAAAAUCAUACAAUUAUAAAAAAACAUUUUAAUAAAGAGGUAAAAAAUAUUAAAGAAUUUAUACCAUUACUUAAUGAUAUUCCGAAAACAUCGAAAACUACAGAUAAUAUGCAUAUUAAUGGAAGAAGUAAACCACCAGUGAGUUUGCUUAGUGGACCAUAUAGAACUGAAAUUGAAUCAUCUGGGCAUGAAUUAUCAACAAUAAUUGAAUUUGAUACACCAGAUACUGUAAAUAAAAGCCAAAACAAUAUCAGAAGUCCAUUGUCAGCGAAAAAGAUUGCAGAAACUCAAAUAACAAAAUCUACUGCUGUAGUAAAGCCAUCGGAACACAUUAAUACAUCGCAUAAUUUAGAUAAUCAACAUUCAGAAAAGUUGCGUAAUUCUAUUAAAAAGCUAUCUUCAAUAGUAUUUACACAAAAUUUAAAAGAAGCUUCAAUAUUUCUUGAUUCACCUAAAUCAUCUAAAAAUAUAGGAAACCAACACUUAAUGGAAAAUAAAGAACAAAAAAAUAUUAUUCAGAAGAAUGAUAAAAAGUUCCAAUGUGAUACAGUGAAACAAGAAUCAUUACAAACAAAAGAAUUGCAGUCUUUUCAUUCUAAUAGUAAUGAUCAAAAUAAAGAAUGUAAAGAUAAUAAAAAUAAAAUAACGUCUACAAGUUCAAAUAGUUUUUCUGAAUUAUCAGGAGUUUCGCAAAUAGCAAGUACCCCUUCUUCUACUAUAUUAAAAUACGCAUCAUCUCCAGAAGAAAUGGAAAUUGCUCUUAAAAAACUUGGUCUAGGUUGGGCGAUUACAACGUUAAAAAAAACACGAGAAGCGAGUGCUUUAAGUUCAUCAUCCAAUUCUGACGUAACUCCGAUAAAUACUGCCAAAAGAAUGAUAUCACCUGUUAAAAAGCAAUUUGAAAGUAAUUACGGAUUACCAGAUUUCAGUGACAUGUCUUCAAUAUCUAUUAAAGAAGCUAGCAAAAGUACAGAGAAAGCAGUUCUUUUAAAAGGUAGAACUUCUACACCAAAAUUACAAAAUUCGAAUUCUAAUAGUGAAGGAACGAAUACAAGUAAUACAAAUAUUUCUGAAAAUUUUCAAGAACCUGAUGAUGGUUUGAUAAUUCCUAAUAUAUCACUUACAAAAACGAAAUCUACUAUUAAAAAGUUGGAAAAUCUAUGAUAUAUUUUUAUAUUAUUACUUAAAUAAUUUUUUUUAUAAAUACUUAAAAAUAUAUAUAAUAAAUCAACAAAAAAUUAUUUUAAAUAAACAAUUAGUAUUUUUAUUA